Messenger RNA from Stylonychia lemnae, 1506 nucleotides. NCBI's taxonomy places the organism in Eukaryota, Ciliophora, Spirotrichea, Sporadotrichida, Oxytrichidae. The record is from the annotation of a GenBank genome assembly.
AUGAAAGCAAUUAAUAAAAGCAUUUUUAGGGCUCUCUUCACAAAUCAAAUUCCUAUACGCAAUUACAUGCAUAGAUACAGCACUCUAGUUCAAACUUAAUAAAGAGCAAAGCUCUUCAAUUUCUCCUUGAAAGUACUAGGAAAUAAAAAAGAUAUUUUAACGAAUGAAGAAAUUAUUGAAAUCAUAACUCAAGGAACAUAGAAUUUACCUAAAGUGGAUUAAAAUGGCGAUUUAAUUGACUACGAGGACCUUGUUAAUGAGAAAUUGAUUAGUUAUAAGAAGAAUUUUGGGGUAAUGAGCAAAUAAAUGAAAGUUUAAGAGGUAUGGAGAGCAGUCAAAGAUGUUGUAGCUGAUCAUAAAUAAGGAGUAAUAUAAAUUAAAAGCAUCUCCGAAGAGCCAUAAGCACAUGGAAUUAAUAAUUCAACAAUAGCAAAUGUUACAAACAGAUACAGAGAAUUGUUGGCUAAAUUCCCUGAUUAACAUGACAAGAUAAAUGAGUAGCUUUAAAGCUUUUUGUGUGUCCUAAACCCAAAUGAAUAAUUGAUCUUAGACAAUACAGAUGUUUAGUUAAGAAGAAUUUCUAAGAGAAGACAAUUUAAUUUCACGUAAUAGGUGGAAAAAUAGAAAAACAUGACUUUUGAGGACUAAGUUGCCAUUUAAAAGAAGCUAGUUACUGCCAAGGGAGAAGAUAGUGACUACGAGUCUGAUGUCGAGGAGUCGGGAGCAGCAGACCAACUAAAUUCCCCAAUUAUCUCGGGAAAGCAAGAGAAAAAGCAGCUAAACUUUCUUGAGGACACCUAGCAAAGAAAAAGAAUAUUCCAGUAUUUGAGAAUAUAAGACAAGAAUGUCCUAAUCCCAGAUAAGACUAAGAAGGAUACUCUGACUGUGUUUAUGGAGAUAGAUGACGUGCUGUUGCAUACAUUUAUCUAUGAUGAAAACUUUGGUUUCAUGGCUGAUCCUGCUGCCAAAGAACCAGAGCAUAAAUUACUGUUUGGAGAACCUUCAGGAAGGCAGAUACCAAUUCAUGUGUAUUAUAGAGAUCAUAUGCAGGAAUUUUUAGAUUUCUUGAAGUAAAAUAAGAACAUCAUUGAGCCCAUCUUAUACACUUCUGGAGUUCCUGAAUAUACCAAUAUGCUACUAUCAUUUUUAGAUCCCAAGAAUGAAAUCUUUCAAAUCAGAUUAUUCCAGCCAGCCUGUUAUAUCUUUGAGAAAAAAGAUGAAGACAUCUUCUAAAUGGUAAAGGAUAUUAGCAGGUUUAAGAAUCGUGAUAUGGCAAGGUCAAUCAUGCUGGACCCUCAACCUCUUAACUUCCUGCUUUGCCCUGAGAAUGGCUUUCCUAUUGUUAAAUAUAACGCUGAGUUGGACAAUGUAGAUGGAUAAAAAGACAGCUACCUUCUAGCCAUCAUUGAACAACUCAAAGAUCUAGCUAAAAUGGAAGAUGUUAGACCCUUCCUUAGGGACUCGUAUAAGGUUAGACAAGUUCUCAAGAAUUCUAAACUUAUAUGA